Molecule: messenger RNA, 1569 nt
Organism: Colletotrichum orchidophilum
Lineage: Eukaryota; Fungi; Ascomycota; Sordariomycetes; Glomerellales; Glomerellaceae
Exons: 1
Coding region: 1-1569 (522 amino acids)
Source: RefSeq, a predicted model, not a curated record
AUGGCUGAGACUGUUCUCGACGUGCUUCAAAUGCCGAACCCGUGGCUAAAUGCCAGUUCUGUCAGCGGAGGUUCAAACACAACCGGCAGAGACUGGAUAAGUGUUGAUUCAUGGCGGCCGUGGACCGAGUUCACAUUCGAAACUCUCUUGUCCGUCUUUCAACGGCCACUGAUGGCAUCCUGGAGAAACCCACCAGUAGUUGACCCAGGAUCCGACUUUGACCACGACAUACGGGAUGAGCUCAGCCUUGAUUAUUUUCUGGAAAAGUUCCUAUUCCCGAUCAUUAACCGAGCGCUGGAACGUGCUGCUGCCGUGAACUCGACGCGGGAAGUGUUUUACGUAAGUCCAGGCAGCUGGUGCCAUGGAAGUGGCCCGCCAGACUGGGGACUGGUCGCCGUCAGCAAUCUGUUUGAAGGGAAAUACAACAACAUUCUACCCGGUGACACCAAAUUGUCAGCAAAAUGGCAACCUUGGAUGGAACAGUCACAGAGCGAAAGCGAGCGAUAUCAAUGGACGUUGCCUAUUUCUCAGGUCAACACCUACGCAGCUGAUUCAGGUUGCCGCUACGGUUACAUCAUCACUGAUCAGCAUUUUGUGGCUCUGCGUUUUUCCAAAGAGAAUGUGGACUUGGGAUCCGCAUCUUCUCGUCCAAGCCGAAUUCCGCAGUCCUCUCAUCAAAGGGUCGCCUCAGGCGAGACGGACCUAUCGUCCAUCAUGGAUGCCAUGUCUCUCGACUCUUUUGGCGCCCAGUCCUUCAUUGACAAUAACCUCUUGAACAUCGAUUAUCAAGCUCCAGAAUACGCAGUAAUUCCCUGGUCUACUUCAGGGAGACGAAGGCUGACUGUCAAGAUGGCUUUGUUCUGUCUUUGCUUGAUGGCCGCUGGUGGAGUUACCCACAUUGAAGGCAAUUACCCUCCACUCGACAGUUGGAAUCAACAGGACCGACACCGAUUUAUCCAUAACACCUCUGGGGUCCUCUCAAAAAGAGUUCCCCCGGGCGCGACCAUUGUGAAUCCUAGCUUUGAUGAGGACCAACACUCCAAUCAUGACAAUACAAACGCCGAGUUACUCCGCGAGGACGAAUCCUACUAUCACCGAGAUCCAGCUGCCGAGCUACAUGACGACAACCAAGCCUAUGAGGAAGACUCCGACGCCCAAAAUGAACCAGUUGGCGUUGAUGAAGAGUCUGAUCAGUAUCUGCACUCAUCAACCCAACAAGAACAAGAUGAUAGGCGGGCUACUCCUGGCCCCCCUUUGACGGAGUACUCGCACCAAUUCGGCACCAAUCAGGGGUGGUUUCGGCAUCAGGAAGCAGAAACGGACGUCUCUUUGGGUGCUCUCGAGCCUGAGAUCGAGAACACAUCCCAUCCCGGCCCCUCUCGAAGUGCGCAGAGGAGUGGCAGGCAAUACACAGAAGUGAAGAUCCAGAAAAGGAUGCUUGGUGGGUACAAGUUUGCUUGGAAGGGUGGUGAAGUCACUACCACAAAGGAAGAAUGGAAGGCAGAGGGAGACAUGCUGAAAUUGAAAAAGAAGUUCGAUGGUCACUAUAUUAAAGGGCGGAAACCCUGA